Messenger RNA from Fulvia fulva, 1008 nucleotides. Its product is annotated as Thioesterase-like protein TwmA. The transcript has 5 exons. The coding region runs from base 1 to 1008 and encodes 335 amino acids. The record is from RefSeq and is a predicted model, not a curated record. NCBI's taxonomy places the organism in Eukaryota, Fungi, Ascomycota, Dothideomycetes, Mycosphaerellales, Mycosphaerellaceae.
AUGGCGCCGCUAGAGCUGCCAGGCAUCGGGCGCGUGCGACAAGGUCAAUAUUAUGCAGAACUCACCGACGAAUGUUCCAACUUCGGCAUCGUGCAUGGAGGAUAUUUUAGCUCACUGCUGGCCAAGGCCGCAACAUUUUACCUCUUCGACGAGCACAAGAUCGACCUCGGUCACACAUACACUUUGCACAUCGAGUUCUUGAAGCCAGGUCGAGCCGGUCCGAUCGAGUUCCAAACGGAGCUGGUCCGCAAAGGAUCAUCGAUGGCGACCGUCCAUGUGGUCGCCAAACAAUACAGCAAGCCGGUGGCCGUUGGCUACUUCAGUAAUGUCGACCUACGCAAGUCCGGGGCUCUGAGCUUGCCCCCUGCCCUGAAGCUGUUACCGGCUGUGCAAGCUGCAGAAGUAUCCGGAUUCGAAUCAGGGCACCAGACAGAGUGGCUGCCUGUGUUCUUUCCAAAGAUCGAAGGAAACCCCAUGUCAGGUCUCGUGCAUAACAAAUGGAUGGUACAUAAGCAAGGUCACAUGGACCCGAGUGUGGCCGACUUUUGGUUUGCUUGGAAGGAGCCUGAAAGGACCUGGACGAACGACUGGCUCGGCUUCAUUGUUGACCAAGUACCUAUGAUAGUAGAGAACUAUCUACCCAUGCCGAACACGGGAAUUGACGCUUUCGUCGCAUACGCCAAGGCAUCUAAGGCUGGCGAACUUGAGGGCAAAGAAGCGCCUGACUGGGUCUCUAAGAAUUGGUACGUGACCCAAAGUCUUGACCUCGAGGUCAAGAGACUGUUGGAGCCCGGCAAAGUCCGCUGGCUGUUCUGCAGGGCACAGACCAAGGAGAUAGUAAACGGCCGAUCAGACAUGGAGGUACUAGUCUUAGAUCCUGACAUGAAUUUGAUCGCUAUCGGGCAUCAGAUCAUAAUCGUCAAAAGUCUCGAGUGGGCAAAGAAGGGUGCCAAAGUACCCGCUAGCAGCAAUGGCCCGAACAGUGGAGUAUCAAGCCCAAGAAUCUAG